This is a messenger RNA of Endocarpon pusillum Z07020, 786 nucleotides long. Its product is annotated as Ribosome biogenesis protein NSA2. Gene Ontology annotation, cellular component: nucleolus; preribosome, large subunit precursor. Bases 1 to 786 code for a protein of 261 amino acids. Gene Ontology annotation, biological process: maturation of 5.8S rRNA; maturation of LSU-rRNA. The transcript is spliced from 4 exons. The record is from RefSeq and is a predicted model, not a curated record. Lineage: Eukaryota; Fungi; Ascomycota; Eurotiomycetes; Verrucariales; Verrucariaceae.
AUGCCUCAGAACGAGUACAUCGAGCGGUGGCAGAAACAGCAUGGCAAGAGGCUCGACCACGAAGAACGCGUCCGCAAACGAACAGCCCGAGAGGGCCACUCCACGAGCGAAAAUGCCCAAAAUCUACGUGGCCUGCGGGCAAAACUCUACCAAAAGAAGCGCCACGCCGAGAAGAUCCAGAUGAAGAAAGCAAUCAAAGCGCACGAAGAGCGAGACGUCAAAUCCUCUGCACCCAAUGAACCCUCCUCCACGCCUCUCCCCAGCUACCUCCUCGACCGCUCCCAAGCCACAAACGCCAAAGCCCUCUCCAGCGCCAUCAAGAACAAGCGUGCGGAAAAAGCAGCCAAGUUCGCCGUCCCAUUACCUAAGGUCAAGGGCAUCAGCGAGGAGGAGAUGUUCAAGGUGAUCAAGACGGGCAAGAAAACAGCCAAGAAGUCGUGGAAGAGGAUGAUCACCAAACCGACGUUUGUGGGGCCAGACUUCACCAGGAGGCCGGUCAAGUAUGAGCGGUUCAUUCGGCCGAUGGGGCUGAGGUACAAGAAGGCCAAUGUGACGCAUCCGGAGUUGGCGGUGACGGUGCAGUUGCCGAUUAUCAGCGUUAAGAAGAAUCCGCAAAAUCCAAUGUACACGCAGCUUGGGGUGCUUACGAAGGGGACUAUAGUGGAGGUGAAUGUCAGUGAGCUGGGGCUCGUGACAGCGGGAGGCAAGGUGGUGUGGGGGAAAUGGGCGCAGAUUACGAAUAAUUGUGAAAUGGAUGGGUGCGUUAACGCCGUUCUGCUAGUAUAA